Messenger RNA from Pelobates cultripes (western spadefoot toad), 3326 nucleotides. The record is from the annotation of a GenBank genome assembly. NCBI's taxonomy places the organism in Eukaryota, Metazoa, Chordata, Amphibia, Anura, Pelobatidae.
AGGCAGGUCAUGUGAUCUGGUGAUCAGGAACCAGGAAGAAGAUGAAAGCGUGUUGAUUCUCAAUGUCUGAGUAAGUUGAAUAAGCCUCAUGCUGAAUGUACAUUCAUGUGUUUUUCCUGCACAGUGGAUUUCACAGCCUGUCUGAAAUGUGUCAUAAUGUACCUGCAUGCUGCUCACAUCUGUUUCAUCUUUAUAAAGGUUUCUGCAAUGAUGAACUCACAGCACAUCUUGCAUAUUAAUUUUAUUUUAUAUUAAGGGUUGGCUUAUAUACAUAGAUUAGCUGCUGCAGAACUUCAUGUAAGUAUUAUUCUACCGCAGGUGGCUGUCGGUAUGACCAACCAUAUUACAGAUAGGCGUAAACUAACCAAUCUCAAUAUCUUGUAAUUUUUUUUUAUUGUACUACCAGAAUUUUGGAACUGCAAACUCUCAGGAAGGAUUCUCACUUUCAACUCCAUAUUACUGGUAGAUACCCAGCAAGAAAUAUCAUACCACAGUUGGAAAAAUCGUACUAGUCUAUUAGAGCAGGGGUCCUCAAACUCUGGCCACCCAGAUGUUGCUGAACUACAACUCCCAUGAUUCUUUGAAUUACAUAGCCAGAAAAUCAUGGGAUUUGUAGUUCAGCAACAUCUGGGGGGCCGGAGUUUGAGGACCCAUGACAUAGAGCGUCAGUUGACCACUCUUAGCCAAUCAGGAUCGCCCCUAGAUACCAACUAGAGAAUGCACAUGAGGAUGGUGACAGUAAAAAACAGAGUCAACCCAGGGGAUAAAUUGCAGCAUUAAAACUAAAGAGUUACUGUAACCAGACCACUUAAUUGAGAUGAAGAGGUCUGGGUGUCUAUAGUGAUCCUUUUAAGGGCUACGCCACUGCCCAAAUAAAAAAUAAAAUGCUGUUUAGUAGAUAUAACCCCAACCACCCCUCCCACCACCCCAAAAAACAAAAACAAAACAAGCAUUCAAUUAUACAUUUAUUUUUGUUUUUAUUAGGACUAUAUCUAAAAACAGCUUGGAAAAGCUGAAGAUUUCUUGUCUGCUACCUUUGCAAACCCUCCCCUUCUAACCACUCCCAUACUUUCUGUGGCUGUCCAAUCACAGUUUUCCCCAUAUAGCUCAAUGAGAAGUCUUUACAAGACAGGUGCUCUGGGCAAUUGCUGCCUCAAUUGAACUAAACAACCAGUCAAAAAUAGGACUGUUUACCUUAUUGACAGCCGGGGGUGUAACAAGGUUGAUUUAGAAAAUAGUCAAUUUCUAUUUAAAUCUGCACUUUUUGUAAAAUUAAAAAAACAACACUCUUCACACAUAGAAAGCUUUUCAGCAAGCUGAACUGCUCUAGGGGUCUUGAGUGUCCACACACUGAAGUUCCAACAGGAGCUUGCAACUCACGCCUUCAUUUGCAUUAGCAAUGCCAAAUUUGGACUAAACUGAAUGGAAACAGGCUGUAGUGUUUAUGGUUUUUUUGAGUGGCCCUUGAAGGGGAAAUUUAAAAAAAAAAUGCCAUUGGAAGUUAUAAAAACAUUCUGUCCUGUCAUGUGUUCCUUUGUCAUUAAAUUAGGAAUAUAAAAUAUGGUCAAGUACUUUUACCCACCCACAUGCUUGUUAAUCCCAAGAGAAUAUGCAUUUAAUCCUCUAUGAUUGCAAAUUUUAUGGUGUACAUAGUAUCCACUGUCAAUGACUGUGGCUUACACAUGCAGCCUGCUACAUACAGCCUGGCUCACAAAACUGUGAACUGUAAUAUGUACAAACUGAUAGCAGCCAUGGUUGCUAUUAGUUGAUGCAGUUCAACUGAUAUUAUGUCAACUACUUAAUCUCAUAAACCAUUCAUGGAGAGGAAGGGAUCAACUGACACUUGUGGUGCAAGGGCAGUAGCAUCAGGUUCCUUAAAAAGUUUUGCUCUAACCACCACAACCACUUCUGCUUUUAGAAGUGAUCAUGGUGAUAGGAGUUGGUAUAAACGUUGCACAUACUAAUAUAUUUGCACUCGUGUGACUCGGCACACAUGAUCCUGGUAGCCCAGAACUCCGUUCUGGACUGCUAAAUGUAAAUUCUGUGCCAAAACUACGUCAGUCGUCAGAGCACACUGGCAGUGAACAUAAUUAUCUUCUCCUAAAUUGCCUAAAGGACUGCAGAAAAGGCUUGGAGUAACCCUUUAUUGGCAUCGUAAAUACAUAUGCAUAAAUAUAUACAUGUAUAUUUCAAUGUAUUUAAAAAGUGGAGGGUCAGUUUUGGACAACUUUUUCAUAUUAACAUUGCAGAACUGCUUCACUUUUUACUACAGCACAUUCUUUUUUUUUUUCUUUUUUAGGGAAGAGGUGGUGGGUUUAAUUCAUCAGUAACCCUUUUGUAAGAUUUAAGAUGAUUGACAUGUCAUAACUAUUAGCUGUUGUUUUGUUUCAGGUUAAACAUCAAAAGAUGCAUUUGACUUGGCACUGAAGUACAUCCAGCCUUUUACAUUGGAGUCAUGAAUCUGUCAAUUCAGGCAGAACUCCAUUUAGCUUCCAAACGUCACCUUAAAGAGCGUAAAAAGAGGUCAUGGUCAACUACAUCCUCUUUGAAUCUGGCUGCUGAACUCCUGUCUGUAGACUGUGGGCUGAAGCCAUGUUUUCUGUAUGAUUAUAGUGGUGUGCGUGUUCACCAAAUUCAGAGCUACCUCCAAGAACUGCAGCGUAUUGGCUUUAUAAAGGGGCACAUGCAUACCCUCAACAUUGCUGAUAAUAUUCUCAUUAUUAAUGUACCCAAAACCAUGUUAUAUUUGGAUUCAUUACUUCACAGUGAAGAUUUACAUUUAAUAAAUGUUUCUGCCUCCCUUGAUCAACCAGCAAUGCUCAGCUGCAAUCAUGUCUCAGUGAUUCGUACUCAAGUCACCCAGCUCUUGGACCAUCUAACACCUUAUCAAAAUGAACAACCUGCUACUGUAUCUUUGAGUGACAUUGAGUCUCCGCAGUGGAACCUGUGCACUAUAUUUGGAUUUAUUUUACAUUUCCCUGCAGUUUAUUGGUUUGAUACAUCAAGUGGCUUUGAAAAUUGCUUGUCUAUGAUACCGCUGAGACAUUUUACUGUCCAUGCCAGUUGCUCUACCAUAGGCCUCACAAAAGCCCAGAUCUAUUCGUUCAGUAUUCCUGAGUCUGUGUAUGAUGGUCUACAGAAGCACUUACAGGAAUGGAUUGAUAAGCUGAAACAGACAUUUCUUGGACAAAGUGAUUUCACAGACCUUGAAAUUGCUGUCAAUACUGUGACUCUUAAAGCUGUUACACUUUGAAGACAUUUCUGAACUAUAAUAUUGUAUUAUUUUAUGUAAAAUGUAAUUACAUCCUCCCAUUAAAAAAUCUGUG